GGAACACCAGAUAAAGUUUGGACAAAAUUUCCAAAAGCCCCUCUCCGUUCUCUGCUCAACAUCCUCUUCAGGCCACCCUCCACGGUUGCCCACUUCCACUCCGACCACCGGACGAUCGGAACAAGAACGACGCUGCGACUGCGAUGGCAACGGUUAGGAACUUGAAAAUCAAGACGGGCACUUGCAAGCGCGUCGUUAAGGAGCUGCAUUCUUAUGAGAAGGAGGUCGAGAGAGAAGCUGCGAAGACGGCAGAGAUGAAGGAGAAAGGGGCUGACCCCUAUGACCUUAAGCAACAGGAAAAUGUACUUGCUGAAUCAAGGAUGAUGAUCCCAGACUGUCGCAAGCGCUUGGAGGCUUCACUGGCUGAUUUAAAAGCCACUUUGGCCGAACUGGAGGAGGCAAAUCAGAAGGAAGGCAUUGAAAUUGAGGAAGCUCGAAGCACUAUAGCAGAUGUCGAACGCUUUUUUCAGAGCACUGAGGCUUAGCAACUGAUGGAGGCAAUACACUCUAGUUACAUGAACCCAGUAAUUUUUAUGGAACAUGAUGUGUGUCGACUUAAUUCUGGAACUUGUACCCUCCACUGCUGUACUGGGUUUUCAAACAGUAGAGUUUUAAUGUGAGAUCUAGGCUGUUAUUUGCUGUGCACACCUCCUGGUCGAGAGCUUCACUUCUGUGGUAUGCUCUAUUAAUUUAAGGUGUGUGCAAAUUCG
Molecule: messenger RNA, 710 nt
Organism: Rhodamnia argentea
Lineage: Eukaryota; Viridiplantae; Streptophyta; Magnoliopsida; Myrtales; Myrtaceae
Product: tubulin-folding cofactor A
Exons: 4
Coding region: 144-485 (113 amino acids)
Biological process (GO): tubulin complex assembly; post-chaperonin tubulin folding pathway
Cellular component (GO): microtubule cytoskeleton; cytosol
Molecular function (GO): beta-tubulin binding
Source: RefSeq, a predicted model, not a curated record